Molecule: messenger RNA, 1779 nt
Organism: Salvelinus namaycush (lake trout)
Lineage: Eukaryota; Metazoa; Chordata; Actinopteri; Salmoniformes; Salmonidae
Product: E3 ubiquitin-protein ligase TRIM47-like
Exons: 7
Coding region: 742-1779 (345 amino acids)
Molecular function (GO): zinc ion binding
Source: RefSeq, a predicted model, not a curated record
UAACUGUUAUUGGUUGGUCUACAGACCUAUCAUAUCUAACUGUUAUUGGUUGGUCUACAGACCUAUCAUAUCUAACUGUUAUUGGUUGGUCUACAGACCUAUCAUAUCUAACUGUUAUUGGUUGGUCUACAGACCUAUCAUAUCUAACUGUUAUUGGUUGGUCUACAGACCUAUCGUAUCUAACUGUUAUUGGUUGGUCUACAGACCUAUCAUAUCUAACUGUUAUUGGUUGGUCUACAGACCUAUGUCCUACUGGUUAUACUGUGUAAAGUUAUUUACUAGAAUGAUUUUAAUAUUUACCUGAACACUCUUCUCUGUGUCUGAAAGGUCUUUGGGAGCAGUGUCUCCUGCUCCAAGCCAACUCUCCUUGAGAAGUGACCACUCCAUGGAUCGACCAAUCACAUCUACAAAUGGAGAUCUCAGAUGGAGAUCGCAGGUACGUAGUGACCUCUCCAUGGACCCACCUAUCACAUUUACAGAUGGAGAUCGCAGGUUUGUGUGUGUUAUUCUAUCUGUUCAAAUGUAUUAUUGAUUGAGUUCAGUAAGUUGUGCUCUAGCGUUAUGAUAGAAAAUACUGUUACUGUACAGUAUUAUAAUUUUGGUUAUACUGUACAUUUUCCAUAACUGACUGACAGAAAUAUACUUCAGUUAUUGAUUCAGAUGUACAUAUAAUUCUGUCUUUGUUUAAAUCCUCCUUUCCACAGUGGUAAUCAGGAGAGGGUGGUGUCUCCGUGUCUGUCCAUGAAGAGUGAUUCGUCCAUGGACAGGCCCAUUAUGUUUGGAAAAGGUGCCAGUGUAAAACAGGAGAGGGUGGUGUCUCCGUGUCUGUCCAUGAAGAGUGAUUGGUCCAUGGACAGGCCCAUUAUGUUUGGAAAAGGUGCCAGUGGUAAUCAGGAGAGGGUGGGGUCUCCGUGUCUGUCCAUGAAGAGUGAUUGGUCCAUGGACAGGCCCAUUAUGUUUGGAAAAGGUGCCAGUGGUAAACAGGAGAGGGUGUGGUCACCGUGUCUGUCCAUGAAGAGUGAUUGGUCCAUGGACAGGCCCAUUAUGUUUGGAAAAGGUGCCAGUGGUAAUCAGGAGAGGGUGGGGUCUCCGUGUCUGUCCAUGAAGAGUGAUUGGUCCAUGGACAGGCCCAUUAUGUUUGGAAAAGAUGCCAGUGAGCUGACAGCCAGUCUACUGACAGAGGACCACUUCAGAUGUUCAGUGUGUACAGAGGUUCUCAAAGAGCCAGUCUCCAUCCCCUGUGGACACAGUUACUGCAGACAGUGCAUUGAGACCCACUGGAACCAGCCUGACCAGACAGGAGACUACGACUGCCCCCAGUGCAGAAAGAGAUUCAGAACACGUCCGGACCUCUUCACUAACUCAGCCUUGGAGAAGGUGAUUGAGAAACUCCACCAGGCAGGGUUCAAGGUCCCUGCUCUCCCCAAGCACUGCUACGCUGGACCUGGAGAUGUGGCCUGUGAUCUCUGCACUGAGAAACAGUUCAAAGCUGUAAAGUCCUGUCUGACCUGCACUGCCUCCUACUGUGAGAGUCAUGUCAGACAUCACUACACCGUAGCAGCUCUGCAGAGACACACCCUGGUGGAGGUGACUGGAAACCUGGAGCAGAAACUGUGCCAGCUCCACCACAGAGCUCUGGAGGUCUUCUGUAAGACAGACCAGGUUUCUGUUUGUGUUCUGUGUGCCUUGCAGGACCACAGAAACCAUGAUGUCAUAAAGAAUGAGAGAGACACUGAAGAGGUGGGUGUGUCUGUAGUCUGGACUAAUGUGUGUAGAUAG